This is a messenger RNA of Suillus paluster, 2557 nucleotides long. RefSeq lists its product as uncharacterized. Gene Ontology annotation, biological process: maturation of SSU-rRNA. Gene Ontology annotation, cellular component: nucleolus. The record is from RefSeq and is a predicted model, not a curated record. Lineage: Eukaryota; Fungi; Basidiomycota; Agaricomycetes; Boletales; Suillaceae. Gene Ontology annotation, molecular function: RNA binding. The transcript has 7 exons. The coding region runs from base 143 to 2485 and encodes 780 amino acids.
UGUCUAUGUAGACUCUAGAUGCGUAUUGGGCGCGCUACUUCAAGUUGCUCUGUUCAGUGAGGCCUGAGACCUGAGACCCCGGAUUGAGAAGCAUGGCUCCCCGGACACCUCGGAAUACUACUGAUCUUCUCUACAGACGUCGAUGAGCUCGUCCAUAGGAGAGCCGUUCCAAGUAUCGAGCUACCCUGUUCCAACGAAGAGAACGCACGAAAAAGUACACCAUCCCACAUAUGUGUCAUAUAGCUAUAAUUUCUCCAGGCAUGCAACAGUGACCGUCCAGGCAGAAGGCAUACAUAUCGUUGAUCUAUCUGAACUUCAUACAGUGGUCUCGCACACUUGUGGAUCUAACGUCACUUUUUCUGGACCUGCGAGCAGCCGGUGUACGUCGGAGGACGGUGGACGCAUAUGCACAACAUAUGCAGUCGUCUCUUCCGCACCGGAGGUUGCUGUGAAGAAUAGGGAUCGGACGGUAUGGAUUAUGAAGCAGAAAAUGUCAGGCGGUGCCUUGGGUAAAAGUGAAAAACGCGAAAUUGUGAUGCCUCACGAAGUCGCGCGUAUCUACUCAGACGAUCAAACCUCAAACAUUCUACUCGUAUCUUCCACUGGUGACGUUAGCGUCGCAGAUGACGAGUUGAACAUUAUGUCCACUCUCAUAUGUGCGCAUGAACAAAAUUUUCUCGACGUGUUUUUCUUCCCUGGCGCGUCGUGUACCUUUUCUCCUCGUGAAAAUCUCCCAGACACCAUGAUAGUGUUCUGCUCGAGCACCGACUCGACGCUGCUUCUGUCCAUCGUAUCUGUCACCGGCAACGACCUGACCAUUAUCGGCAGACAUCAGUUUUCAACCUGCCAUGCAGUCUCGGGACAGAAAACACAACAACGUGUCGUUGCCCUUUCAUGUAGUCCCUGUGGGGUGUUGAGCUACAUAAAUGAAUCUCAUACUUGGGCCGCCUACCAGCUCGGGCUAUACAGUCCAUCAAUAGCUUUAACACAGAUUGGCGAGACAUUAGCUCUGGCCCAGUUAUCGCGUUUGGAUGCUAGUUCAUUUGGAAGUGGCAUCUGCCUCCUUUCACUGGGUUCUUCAUUGGUUCUCCUUGCCACCCUGAAUGGUACACCAACUUCAGAGGUAUCGAUUCUUCUCUGGGACAUGCGCUACGGCGUAGUUCUUGCAUCGCAGGCUAUCCCAAUCCCUUCCUCCCUUGCGCCGAGCAUCAAACUGGGAAUUACUAUGAGCCUACUGCCCGCAGACGCAGGACAAGUAUUAUUAAUGUUGUGUCCUACAAACGUCUCAACGACCGCCCCAUUAACAUCCGAGUUUCUACAUCGAUCGACAGUUUACAUCAUUCCCCUGGAUUCGAACCUGAAGUCCACCAUUGCUGGUGCGAUCGGGAAAGCCCCCGCAACUUCUGAAUGGCUGGUACCAGAUCCUAAAGCUAAAUCACUAGCGGCCGAUGACCCUAGAUAUAAACUGCUUGUCAACAUGGCGAAUCAUUUGCAGCACAAUGAGCCCCACAAGGCGGAUGAAGCCUUCUUCAGAUGGGUCAAGGAAUACACCUCAGCGAGUGGGCCGUCGUUAAGUAAUUCGCUAUCAAUCUCGACACCGGACGGAGCGGCUUCGGAAGCUCUUUAUGGCUAUGGUUUUGUCAAAGAGCUUCUAGGCCUCUUCUUUGCGCCUGCAAAGGAGUUCACUGGCAAGCACCAGUACUCUCCACGUGUCACGCGGCACUUGAUCGAGAAGAACGUCGUCAGUGCAGGCAUGGUAGAGGGCAGGCUUUUCACAGCACUAAAACAACACGACGAUUGGGAAAGUAUCAUGUUGGCAUUCAACUCGGUGGUCGACAUCUCCGAGGACGACAUGAUCUCCCUAGCGAAGGCACUUGUCGCUAAGGAGCAACAAUCACAGACUAAUCCCGAAGCUAUGGAUGUGGAUAGCACGCAGGUCUGGACUCCAACUCUAUCGGCUUAUAUGCUUGCGUGCGUCUCGUAUCCAACGUCUUCCGCUGCACUCCGCCUGGCGAUUAGAAAACAUCUGCCGGAUGCACAAGAUCUCAUUCCGAUCUUGGAGUUGUUAGAUGGCUGGACAAUUGGUGGGACAGAGGAGUAUAUUCGUACUCUUUUGAAAUCCGUGGCGUCGAACGUCGCGAUAGAACACCGUGGGGGAGCAGCCCCGCCAUAUGAUAAGACGAUAUCCUUCCUGCAAGUCUUGCUGGACGCUUCGUUUGUUUCCUUAUUGCAAUACCCUCCGUCGCACGAAUUGCUUAGGAAUAUUAUGUCGCAUGUAGAACCCGAGAUAGGACUUCAUGAGCAUAUGGAGUACCUCCGAGGGGCGUUGGAACCCUUCGCCAAAGCUCAGAAUCGAAUAGUGAAGGAGAGGGUCGAGGGAGCAUCCAAGGAAUCCCCGAAUGAAUGGAGAAAACGACGGAAACGUCAAGAACAACAAGUUUCACUCGGAGUUGGGCUGUACAGAUUGGAGGAGCUUGUUAUCUAGAGUAAAUCUGUGUCUUUGAAAUUCCUGGGUUCGCAGUGCUGCGAUUAAUAUCACGUCCAUGAACAGUGUUAU